Messenger RNA from Caenorhabditis angaria, 674 nucleotides. The record is from the annotation of a GenBank genome assembly. Lineage: Eukaryota; Metazoa; Nematoda; Chromadorea; Rhabditida; Rhabditidae.
AUGAGUGCGUUUUCUCUUCUGCCAGCUGACAAAAACCGGAAGAAAUUUCAGGAAUCUCUCAAAUUGCAGUCAUCAUUUCCACAAUUAUCGUAACUGCAACUUCCACUGAACCUGAGCAAAGCAAUGAUUUGUUCACAUGUUAUGAUGAUCCAAGUGACCAAAAAUGCCCACAAUUUUGCGAGAAAAGGGAACUGGAACCAUAUGUAUAUAAAGAUGAUGAUUUUGAGUGAGGGUUUUCCCGAUUUUCUUGCCUUCAAAGCUUCUUUUCUCUUUGAAAAUCCAUAUAUUUUCAGAGUUCCAACAAUCUUCUGGAUGUUCCUGAGUUUAUUGAUUUUCUUGUAUUUUGCGUUCGUUAUCAUGAUAUACACAUUCGCCCGAUUCAAACGUGAGUUCCUGAAAUCUUCAAAUUUACAUUGUAUUUCGAAAAACCCCUGUGAAAGAAACAACAAAAAAAAAGAAAAUAAAAAUUGGCUGGCUGGCCUAGAAACCGACUCGGCCAUUGUUCAUUUUUCAAUCAAUAAUUCAUUUUUUUGUCAGGCAAUCUCAAUUUGGUUCGUGGAAAGAAGCGGGUCGUCAAGAACGAGGAGGAAUCUGAAGUGGAGCAAGAGCAAGAGCACCCAUUCAUUUUUUCAAAACCGAAUUUUAUGUGGUUUUCUGGAUAUAAGAUGGGAUAA